Tachysurus vachellii is the source of this 6850-nucleotide messenger RNA. RefSeq names its product diacylglycerol kinase theta. Lineage: Eukaryota; Metazoa; Chordata; Actinopteri; Siluriformes; Bagridae. The coding region runs from base 430 to 3264 and encodes 944 amino acids. Gene Ontology annotation, biological process: lipid phosphorylation; diacylglycerol metabolic process; intracellular signal transduction. Gene Ontology annotation, molecular function: ATP-dependent diacylglycerol kinase activity. The record is from RefSeq and is a predicted model, not a curated record. The transcript has 23 exons.
GCGGCUCAGUUUGUUGUCGUUAGCGCUCGAUGCUCCAUCAGAGCUCCACACCGGGCGUCAUGACUCGUUAAACCGCUAUUUUUUUUACCUUCCUGUGAGCUAAACAGCUUGUUUGGAGUGUUCGGCUGCUGAGGCGUUUCUCUUUCUCCUCAGGAAAAGUGUGUCAUUUUAGUCACUUCGUUUGUUUCUGGUGUUUCUACUCGUUUAAACCGAAUUGUAGGCUUUUUUUUUCUAUAGAAUUAAUAGUGAUUAAUAAAGACGUUUCUGUCAGGAUGAUUCGGUGCGGUUUUAACCCUCACAGAUGUGCUAGCAGUAGCUAACUGAGGUACUGUCCGAGUCACUGAGUCACCGAUUCACCGAGUCUCUGAGUCACGUCCAGCGGUUGGCAUAACAACCGAUCGUUCGAACUCGCGCGCGGUUUAUUUCGCGAUGGCGGAAAGCGGCGGAAUAAAGCAGGGAAAGCCUGGAGAAAGCCCCAGCACUGAGAGGAUCAAGCAAGCAGCAGCAGAACGCCCCGUUAACGGGAGGAAGAGGGACGGUGAAGAGAGCCCAGGCUCCGGGAGGAUGAAAACGCACCAGUCGCCAUCUACCCGGUGCGUUAAGCAGCACUCGGGCGCCACCGGUCACUCUUUCCGUAAAGUGACCCUGACCAAGCCGACCUUCUGCCACCACUGCAGCGACUUCAUCUGGGGGCUCGUGGGCUACGUGUGUGAAGUGUGUAACUUCAUGUCUCACGAGAAGUGUUUGAAGCACAUGCGUACCGUGUGCUCCUGCAUGGCGCCCACGCUGGUGCGGGUUCCUGUAGCUCACUGCUUUGGUCCAGCCGGUCAGAAGAAGCGCUUCUGCUGCUUGUGCCGCAAGAACCUGGAGGGAACGUCGGCUUUACGAUGUGAAGUGUGCGAGCUGCACGUUCACAGCGACUGCGCCCCCUUCGUUUGCAGUGACUGUCGUCUGUGUCAUCAAGAUGGAGGCCAAGACUACGACAUUCACCAUCACCACUGGCGGGAGGGGAACAUGGCAUCCGGAGCGCGCUGCGAUGUGUGCCGGCGGGUCUGCGGCUCCUCCGACGUCCUCGCCGGAAUGAGGUGCGAGUGGUGCGGCGUCACGGCACAUGCCUCGUGUUAUAUCACAAUCCCUCCCGAGUGCGGUCUGGGUCGCCUGCGCAACAUGAUCCUGCACCCCAGCUGUGUGCGCGUCUGCUCACGCAACUUCAGCAAGAUUCACUGCUACCGCAUCUCGGAGCCCCUGCAGCAGUGCGAACUGGAUAAUCUAGAUGACUCUGAUGUCCAGAAUCCAACAACAUCGAAGGACAAUCAGUCCUCAGGCUCAUCAGAUACUGGGAAGCAGACUCUGAGAGUGUUCGACGGGGAUGACGGUGUGAAGCGUAAUCAGUUCCGGCUGGUCUCCAUUCCUAGAUUAACUAAGAAUGAGGAAAUAGUGGAAGCGGCACUUAAGGCGUUCUACAUCCCGGAUGACGCGCAGGAAUACGAGCUCCAGAAUUACACCCAACCCGACCUGUUAACGGAUGACAUCAUCAACCGCAACGGCAUGCCCGAUAACAAGGCCGUGUUUAAGGACUGCCCGCCGGAGAUGUGGCUUCUCCGAGCCAAGCCCAGAGACACGGAGCUGCUGAAGAUCUACGCUGGCUGGCUCAAGGCCGGUGUUGCCUACAUCAGUAUCACCGUUGGGAAGAGCAAAACCGCAGACUCGGUCAUUAAGGAAGUGCUCGUUCAGCUCGGCAAACAGGAUGAAAACCCUGCAGAUUUUAACCUUGUAGAGGUUUUAAUGAGCAGCAAACAAGUGCAGAAGCAGGUUCUUGGUGGUCAGGAGUUUUUACUGGACAAGCUGCAAGAGAUCAGGAAGAUGUCUCUGAGGCAGAUGAACCAGACUCGCUUUUACGUUGUGGAGAGCAGGAACCGUAUGGUCCAGGUGGACCUGCUGAUCGGAGGACUUCCACUGCAGUUCAGCACAGAAGAAUACACAGAGCUGCUGCAGGAACACCUCACUAUCAAGAGUCACUUGGUCACCGUCACUCACGUCUACCCAGCACAAGGAUCGGUGGCUUUGCAGAUCACCUGUUUCUCUGAAGCUGAACGCAUCUACAUGUUGGCCAAAGACACCAGCAUCAAUGGCAAGCAACUGUCUUGUCUCAUCAUUCCAGAAAUCAUGAAAAGCAAGCUACCUAGAGACUCCUGCCCUUUGCUGGUGUUUGUUAACCCUAAGAGCGGGGGCCUGAAAGGCAGAGAGCUUCUUUAUGGCUUCCGGAAACUUCUCAAUCCUCAUCAGGUGUUCGAGCUGACCAGCGGAGGUCCUCUGCCUGGAUUACACACAUUUCGAGAGGUUCCACUCUUCCGCAUGAUGGUGUGCGGAGGAGACGGGACAGUGGGAUGGGUGCUGGGUGUCCUGGAGACCAUCAGACACAAACUAGCUUGUACUGAGCCUGCCAUCGGCAUCGUCCCUCUGGGAACAGGUAAUGACCUGGCACGUGUCCUACGUUGGGGAGCGGGCUAUAGCUGUGAGGACCCCUACAAUGUCCUGGUCUCAGUGGAUGAGGCAGAAGAAGUGGAGAUGGACCGCUGGACCAUCCUGUUUGACGCUCAGGAAAUGACAGAGGACGGAAAGCAGAACGGCUUCCUGGAACCUCCGAAGAUAGUCCAGAUGAAUAAUUACUUUGGCCUAGGGAUCGAUGCAGAGCUCAGCUUGGACUUCCAUCAUGCACGGGAAGAAGAGCCGGGAAAAUUCACCAGCAGGUUUCAUAAUAAAGGCGUGUACGUGAAAGCCGGCCUGCAGAAACUGAGUCACACGCGGAACCUUCACAGAGACCUUAAGCUACAGGUGGACAAGCAGGACAUAGAACUGCCGAGUAUAGAGGGCCUCAUCUUCCUUAACAUUCCCAGCUGGGGCUCUGGUGCUGAUCUGUGGGGUUCAGACAAUGAUUCACGCUUUGACAAGCCCAGGAUAGAUGACGGCAUGGUGGAGGUAGUGGGAGUUACUGGGGUGGUCCACAUGGGUCAGGUCCAAAGCGGGCUACGCUCAGGGAUCCGGAUCGCUCAGGGCAGCUACAUACGCAUCACUGUAUUAAAGCCCAUCCCAGUGCAGGUGGACGGUGAGCCAUGGAUCCAGUCCCCUGGACAGAUCAUCAUCUCUGCAGCAGGACCCAAAGUGCACAUGCUGAGGAAAUCAAAGAGCAAGCAGAAGAAGCAAUCUGGCAGUCUGAAGGAGUUAAGAUCUGAGAGCCCAGCGCCAGGAGAGGGGGCAAACUGACAGAAAAGCUCACACAAACACACACACACACACACACACUGUUUCAAAAGUCUCCACAAUGCCAUGCAUUCAGUAACAAGUCUGUAUCCACCUCCCCGGUAGAAAUCUAAUUCAGUGGAUUAGAGAAGACAAAACAAUCCAUGUUUCUUAUUUAUAAAUAAAUUCCUACAAGCAACACGUAGUUUACAUAUUACACACUUCUUAGGCCCUCUUCCUUUCACUUUUGUAACGGAAGUGGUAAAAUGUCCGGAAAUUGAAAGAGGGUUUGAUUUUUUUUUCUUUUUUUUUUUUUUUAAAAGGGAGCAAACUUGUUUCCAACAUAUUUCUUUUCUGCAGCUUGAAACCAUUCGCUUUGUUCUUCACUUUGUGUCUGAAUGCUAAGGUCAACUACUUACAGUACUUGCUCAUAUUUCUCAUAAAGACAGAAAUGGUUAUGAUUAUGAUGCUAUCGUGAAUCGCUAUCGUAGCCAUCGUUACUUUGAUUUAUCAUAAAAAUUGGCUAUUUAUUAUAAAAUGAACAUUAGGCUGGACUCAUGGAGCUUAACUUAGUACUAUCAUUAUUUAUUCUAAUUAUAGUUAAAUAGGGUUGGGAUACAGCCCACACCGAGAGCGUUAAUUAGAUGAAUCUCCUUGGUGUUUUGUGUUUCGUACAUAGUUCAGGUUUAGUAACCAAAACGAAAUGUACAGAAUUAGUUAGAGAGAAAAAAAAGACCAAGAAAAGACGUCCACUCCAAGACAACGAACCGCAUUAUCGGGCUCAUUCACCGGCUGUCUGUACUAAACAGUUAUAAGCAGUUUUAAAGAUAAAUGCACUUAUUAAUCGUAAUCGUUUCUACUUAGAGAAAAUGUUCUACAUUUUAACAUAAUCUGCAAAAAAUCCUGUUGUAUUAUUGAUUGUAGCAAGUCAAAGCUAAAUUGGAGCAUUUUGGAGCUAGCAAACAAAAUUGCUUUGCGUUUAUUUUGUUGCAGUGAAUUUUCCUUGUUGCUUUCUACACACACACACACACACGUAUACUCUCACACAGCACCUGCUGUGUCAGUUAAUUUCACACUCAGACUGAUCACGAUACACUUAACCUUCCAGUGUAUGAUGUAUUAGUGCUGUAUUCCUUUUCUCCUUUUCAAUAACUUUGCUAGAAUCCGGCUAAUUUGUGAUUAUCGCGAGCCUGUUUUGAGGCUUUAUAACGAACAUCAUCUGAUGCAGUUUAGAUCAGUGUACAAGGGCUUAAAUGUACACGAAGGCUGCUGAUUGUCUGCUCCGAGUCACGUGGUCACGAACUCGUCACGUUAUCCUACGAGCACGAAUAGUUUGUGUGUAGAGAGUGUGUGUGUGCGUGUGUGUGUGUGUAGACGAACUCUUGUACUAGAGUAAUUUCUACAGGUUAUAAUAUUCUAGACAAAUGUUUGCAAACUUGUAAACGUGCCCUACUGUAAAGUUGUACAGUAAAUAUCUAGGUGUAAGCACAAUGCUUUAUUAUAUAGUAAUAUGCCGGAUAUAUUCAGUGUAUGUUUUCUAUAUUGAAUAUAUUCUUUAAUACUUACAGAAUGUUGUACUGUAUACACGUACCCUGAUGUACAGUGACUGGUCAGUCUUGUUCCGUAGCAGCGUACAUACAUACAGGAACAAAUGGACUACCACUACAGUGCUUGCUCUACAUCUACCUCUGUGCUUUCUGCUCUUGGUUCUGCCACUUUCGCCUUGCAUUAGUAUCGGAAAUGCUGUGCCAUUUUUUUUUUUUGUUUGUUUGUGUUUGUUUGUGGGACCGGGAAAUUUUUACGAAUGCCAAAGGACUGAUCAGUAACAAGCGAUGAUGGGUUAAAGGUUUGCACGGUAAUGUACCAUCAUCCAGAAGGGUUUUACAGAUCCUUACUUCUUCCUUUUAUGUGUUCCAGGAUCAGAACUCUGAGCAUCAGCUGGUGCUUAAAUAAUAUCGUAUUUCUAACUUUAUUAUAAAAUAGUAUCAUUUAGUCGGCGAUCGCAACGAUCGUCAGUUCAUUUUACUUUAAACGUAUUUGCUUAUAUUCUCAGAGCCUGAAUGUCAACUAAACUAAAAAUUGUUCACAAUCAAUAAUGAUAAUUACUUAAAUAUAUAUAUAUAUAUAUAUAUAUUUGUCUUGACUUUGAGGACCAAUUAUAAUACGAAUCCGGUCAUGAUAUUAACAUGGGCUGUGAUGUCAUCGACUAUUGCCUGAGCAGGUAUAAUAUCCCAGCCUGUGAGUUUUAUACACGUCUGUAUUUCAUGACUAGUGCGACAAUCUUGAGAUUUGCGUUCUGGAUCAAACAUCUGGUCGGAAAAUAUCGAAUCUGUUCCAGUGCCGAUCUGCGGUUUCAUGCCAAAGUCGGUUCUAUUAUAAAUAUCAGUUUGCUGCAUCCGUGCCUGCAAUCAGCAUUACAUGCUGUCAGUAUUUGAAGACAAAAGUACCAGUCCUGUACUGUAUUGUGGUGUUUGGUUGUCUGCUGCUAGACGCUUGUGGCGUUGUGUGUGUGUGUGUGUGUGUGUGUGUUAGUUACUCUUCCUCUUAGUUCAGAGUGCCCUUAAUUAAUCCUUGAAACCAUGGUGUUCAUUGUAGAAAUGUUCUGAAUGGUCAUAUUUAACUCUUGUUAAUUACUGAAUUAUUAUGUACUAUGUAUGUAUGUGUUCAUACUUAAUACCCCCCCGUAGUGCCUAAUCUAAGUGCUUUUAGAGACUCUGCAGUAUUGACGUACCGUGUGUGUCCAGUCCUUUGACUUUUUUACACUGAUGUCGGUAUAUUACGUAAGAUUUUGAGCAUCUCUGGCAUUUAUUGCCACGUGGUCGUCACUGUUCUAGCCACGAAUUGCAUGACCUUUUCAAAAAUACGUGUCAGGUUUAAAUGAAGCUAAUGUGAAAUUAAAACUAGGAAGUUGGGCAUCGCUGUGUUCCAAGCACUUGCGUAUCGCGGGUUUAGAUCACACAUUCAGUCAGUCUGUAUAGCUAUAAAAAAAAAAAUAAAAAAAUUAAAGGUCAUAUAAGUUGACGCUAUAAAGUUUGAUAACCGGAAUUGCUUCUGUAUAAAAUUCAGAUUUUCAAGAAACUGCUAAAUGUUAGUUACAAACAGGUUAAUAUUUAAUAAAAGAGGACAUUCCUGAUGAGACAAAGAACCUAAGAUCAGUUUAAAAAAGGCUAACUAUUUUAAAAGAACGGCCAAACGGUGCGUCGCCGUCGUCUAUGUUCAAGCCGUCCUGCUGCCUCGCUGGAUGGUUCCGUGAAUGUUAGAUGUCGUUGAAGCAUCGUGCUGUUUUAGAUCUUUUAGAGCUUACGUGCCUCCACAUGACUACACUCAUGCAGUUAUGUAUCUUCUUGCAUAACAUCUCACGUGAUCAAACAUUUUUUGUACUGGUUUAAAACCUAAAGGUUAAUGUACUAAGAUCUAUAGUAUACAGUAGAUGUAUAUUUUUUUGUAAGAGAAAUGUUCGAAUAUAAACUGCCAAGAAUAUUGCACUGACCAUGUUGUACAAUAUUCUGUGUCAAAUGAAUGUUAAAUAAUUCUAAAUGUAUAGAUGGAUACAUCAGAUGUGUAACAAGAAUAUAGAAAGAAAAUAUAAAUUUGGACUUUUUUGGUACAA